GUGUCGGGCGCGCGUUCUCGGCGAGCACUUCCGGUGCUGUUUCCUGUGUUUGUAAACUGUAGCUCGCGCUGGCUGAUGUGGACGCUGCGAUUAGGAGGCGGUUCUUUUUUUCUCCUCAGACGGAAAAGCGAAAGCGAUUUAAAGGACAGGACGAAAAAUUGGUGCCAGAUGAUAGCAGUGGGUGUGUCCUAUUGUCUAGUGCAUCAUCCUGAGUGACAGCUCCUGGCCCCUCCCCCUCCCCCUUGUCCUCUUCAGUGAUGUCACACAUACCAACCACCUCGGUCCGUGACCAUAUGAAAUGGGCGGGGCUGCUCGGAUGUGAAGCCGUCCUUUCCAGCAUGGCUCUGAUGCAGGCCAGCACCAUUUCUGCUCCAAAGAAGAUGAUGACAUCGCUGGCCCCACCCCCUGUUCCAGGUUCCACUCAGAGGGACCCACAAGGGCACAUGGGCUUAACAGCAGCCAUGACCUGCCCUCCACUGCUUGUCCGUAAAGAAGGAGACUUUCAUGCCCCUCGCAUGCUGGACGAGAAGGAAAUGAGACCGAAUGAGGACAUGCAUUUGAAGAAGAAGAACAGGAAGUCGGGAACGCCCUGUAAAGUCCGAGAGCAGGAGGGGAAAGGAGGGAAGGGUGUUGUGGUGGACGAGAACGGGAAUUGUCCUCUUUCCAAAGUGCAGAAGAACUUUAUCUGUGAUCACUGCUACGGCGCCUUCCGAAGCGGGUAUCAUCUGAAACGACACAUUCUCAUUCACACCGGGGAGAAGCCAUUUGCUUGUGCUAUAUGUGACAUGAGGUUUAUUCAGCGUUACCACUUGGAGAGACACAGCCUCACUCACACCGGGGUGAAACCGUAUGCAUGCACCAUGUGCGACAUGCGUUUUUUCCAACGUUACCACCUUCAGAGACACAGCCUCAUACAUACGGGGGUGAAGCCCUACGCUUGCUCCAUGUGUGACAGGCGUUUUUUCCAACGCUACCACCUGCAGAGACACAGCCUCACUCAUACGGGGGUGAAGCCCUACGCUUGUUCCAUGUGUGACAUGAAGUUUUUUCAGCGUUACCACCUGCAGAGACACAGCCUAACCCAUACGGGGGUGAAGCCCUACGCUUGUUCCAUGUGUGACAUGAAGUUUUUUCAGCGUUACCACCUGCAGAGACACAGCCUAACCCAUACGGGGGUGAAGCCAUAUGCUUGCUCCAUGUGCCAUAUGAGGUUUUUUCAGCGUUGUCACCUUCAGCGACACACCCUCACCCACACGGGGGUGAAGCCAUUUGCUUGCACCAUGUGUGAUAUGAGGUUUUUUCAACGCUACCAUCUCCAGAGACACAGCAUCACCCAUACGGGGGUGAAGCCUUACGCUUGUUCCAUGUGUGACAUGCGUUUUUUCCACCGUUACCAUCUGCAGAGACACAGCCUCACUCACACGGGGGUGAAGCCCUAUGCUUGUAACAUGUGUGACAUGCGUUUUUUCCAACGCUACCACCUGCAGAGACACAGCCUGACCCAUACGGGGGUGAAGCCGUACGCUUGCUCGAUGUGCGACAUGAGGUUUUUUCAACGUUACCACCUGCAGAGACACAGCCUCACUCACACUGGGGUGAAGCCGUACGCUUGCUCAAUGUGUGACAUGAGAUUUUUCCAGCGUUACCACUUGGAGAGACACAGCCUCACUCACACGGGUGAGAAGCCAUUUGCAUGUGAUAUGUGUGACAUGCGCUUCAUCCAGAGAUAUCACCUGGAGAGACACAAGCGCGUCCACAGCGGAGAGAAACCGUAUCAGUGCGAGCGAUGCCAACAGAAUUUCUCCAGAACAGACCGGCUGCUCAGACAUCGGCGGCUGUGCCAGGGAAGGGGUGUGGCUAAAGUGGAGGCCACACCCUGCUGUGAACCACGCCCCUUUUCUCAAGACCCGCUCCCGGCUCCACCCCCAGCUCCGCCCAACACCUGGAGUCGACUCGCGGUCUGACAUUCCAAACGGAAAUUUGGGGAAAAAUGACAAACACACACUUCCUGGCUCCCUGACCGUCGCCUCGCACUGCCGCGGGAGGAAAAGAAAUAAAUAAUUGAAUAAAAACCACCCCGACGUUACUGAUCGAGAGAGGGAGAGAAUCAAAUGCGUUGUUUUAUUUUAUUUUUUUAUGAUUUUGUCGCCGUGGGAAAAAGAAAAGAUCUCUGCGUACGAGAUCAUGAACAUCAAUCUUACACUUGACGAAUUUUUUUAAAAGGUGCGAACGAAUCGCAAUGCAGACAAAAGUCGUCUCCGGCGUUUCUUUUUUUUUUUUUUUUUCUGUGUUCCUGAUUGUAUUCCUCUCUCCGCUGUGGACGCUCACUCGAUAUCUGCGCCGUGUGUAAAUAACCAUAUUGAGGGUUUUUGUUUUUUUGUACUGUAACACUUCUCUCCACUCCUCAUACACACUCUGCUCGUUACUAGUUAGUGCUAAUGUGCGACUCAGUAGAACGGUUUUAGGGUCAUACAUUUGGAAAUUCAUUGCUGAUAAUGAAGUGAUCCUGGGGGCCAGGGAGUGGGCUAUUUUAUUAUUCCAGGUUAUAAAAGGCUCAUUAACACGUUCAGUUGAUCUGUUCACGAAGUUAAGAAUCUCCUCAAGGACUUCACAUAUGUGACUUUGUUAGCAGAAGGAUUCGACAUUUCCAGAUGUUUGGAGAAACCCCUCAUCCCACCGGGCUCGUGCUGUUUGUUCUGUUGCCAUGGUGAUACCCAUGACAACCAUUCCAGUUGAAACCCCGGUCCGGGUUCUACAUCCAUGUCUAAACGUUUUUUUUUUUUUUUAAUGCACAUUUCACACUCGUCCCUCAGCGUGAACUACGAUUCGCAGAGUUUUUAUCCUCUCUUCAUCACUAUGACUUUCUCUCUCGUACUUAAUGGGCAUCACGAUGAAAAAGGCUCUCGCCGUAACUACACAAAAAAGACUCAACAUCCCAUGAUGCAUCUCUUCACAAACUGGAAAAAACAAACAAAAAAAAAACAAUGGAAAGACUCUGCGAAAGUGAAGCAGAAUGGACUGACGGUUUGGGGAAAUUUACAGCUCUGUGUACCAUGCUUUAAUUACAGUUUGAAUUACGUUUGUUUA
Silurus meridionalis is the source of this 3087-nucleotide messenger RNA. It is a transcript of the gene znf740a, whose product is annotated as zinc finger protein 740a. The record is from RefSeq and is a predicted model, not a curated record. The transcript is spliced from 18 exons. Bases 258 to 1964 code for a protein of 568 amino acids. NCBI's taxonomy places the organism in Eukaryota, Metazoa, Chordata, Actinopteri, Siluriformes, Siluridae. Gene Ontology annotation, molecular function: DNA-binding transcription activator activity, RNA polymerase II-specific; RNA polymerase II cis-regulatory region sequence-specific DNA binding. Gene Ontology annotation, biological process: regulation of transcription by RNA polymerase II. Gene Ontology annotation, cellular component: nucleus.